Entrophospora candida is the source of this 2475-nucleotide messenger RNA. Lineage: Eukaryota; Fungi; Glomeromycota; Glomeromycetes; Entrophosporales; Entrophosporaceae. The record is from the annotation of a GenBank genome assembly.
AUGUCAAUAAUAUCUAUUUUAUGUUUUAAAGCAUCGUAUAAAUUAUUUCGAUGGUUAUUUAUACUUUCUACAAUUUUGAGUUCUUUAAAUGGAGUUUCAACUCUUAACUUACCGCAAUUUACAAUAAAGAGUAAAGUUAUUGAGUUACUUGACGAGGAGGGUGGAACCUCAGAUUUCACAAUGAAAUUGUUUACCAUCUCAGCAUUAGUAAUACUCGGAGGCGUGUUUGCUGGGCUUACAAUAGGCUUGAUGGGCUUAGAUGAGACUAAUUUACAAGUUUUAAUGGUAGCAGGAGAUUCGAAGGAACGUAUUUAUGCAAGAAAAGUAUUUGAACUUUUAAAACGUGGAAAACACUGGGUAUUAGUAACUUUAUUACUCUCCAAUGUGAUUGUCAAUGAAACUUUACCAAUCAUUAUGGACUCGCUUUUUGGAGGAGGUUGGCCGGCAGUGUUAAUAUCAACUGCAUUAAUCGUUCUAUUUGGGGAAAUAAUUCCUCAAGCCAUAUGUGUUCGUUAUGGCUUGGCUAUAGGUGCUGGAUUUUCAUGGUUUGUGUUGUUCUUAAUGUAUAUAAUGUUUCCUAUAGCGUACCCGAUAGCUCUACUAUUGGAUUAUUUUCUUGGCGAACAUCACGGUAUAAUGUAUCGCAAAUCUGAGUUAAAAACUUUUGUUUCUUUGCAUAAAAAUGGCGGAAUGGAAAGUUUAAAUGAAGAUGAAGUUCAAAUUAUUGGUUCUGUGUUAGAUCUUCGUGAAAAAUCCGUUUCAGCCAUCAUGACACCUUUGGAAAAUUCUUACACAUUAAGUGCUGAUUGUUUAUUAGAUGAAAAAACGGUUGAUGAGAUUCUUUCAGCAGGUUAUUCUCGUAUUCCAGUUUAUGAGCCACCAAAUCCAACGCACUUUAUAGGUAUGCUUUUAGUUAAAAAACUAAUUACAUAUGAUCCAGAAGAUGCAUGGUCUGUCAGGGAUUUUCCAUUAAGUUCACUACCAGAAACUUCGCCAGACACAAGUUGUUUAGACAUUUUAAACUAUUUUCAAGAAGGCAGAAGCCACAUGGUACUUGUCUCAGAAGAUCCUGGGGGAGAUAAAGGAGCUCUUGGCGUAAUCACUCUCGAAGAUGUUAUUGAAGAGUUGAUUGGAGAGGAAAUUAUUGACGAGACAGAUGUUUAUGUUGACGUACAAAAUAAAAUCAAAGUUGUGCGUCAUCCACCACGUCAAUCAAGACAACGUUCAUAUCCAUAUUAUAAAUCUAAUUUAUUAAAAAGCUCAGCAAUUCUACAUACUGUUCUUGAUUAUCUUUAUGCAAAUGGAUUUACAGAAUCAUUUAAUUCGUUAAAAACUGAUGCGCACCAAAAUGAUUUCAAUCCAGAUCCCAAACAAAAAUACGCAGGGUUAUUGGAAAAAAAAUGGACUUCGGUGAUUCGGUUACAAAAAAAGAUUACACAGAUGUCUGAAGAACUUAAUAAUGCACCUUUAAGAAAAAUUAAUAGUGCAGUUGAUUGGGUACCACGAGCACCAGAAAAAUAUUCACUAACAGGACAUAGGAAUCCAAUUACACGCGUUACGUUUCAUCCUGUUUUUUCUGUAUUGGCAUCUGCUUCUGAAGAUACUACAAUAAAGAUUUGGGAUUAUGAAACUGGUGAAUUUGAAAGAACACUUAAAAGUCAUACUAAAGCAGUUCAAGAUAUAACAUUUGAUCCUAAAGGCAACUAUUUGGUGACUUGUUCUGCAGAUUUGACAAUAAAAGUAUGGGAUUUACAAAAUGAUUAUAAAUGCAUUAAAACUUUGUAUGGACAUGAUCAUAGUGUUUCAUCAGUUGCAUUUUUACCAUCUGGUGAUAUUAUUGUAUCAGCUUCACGAGAUAAGACAAUCAAAUUAUGGGAAUUAUCAUCAGGGUAUUGUAUAAAAACAUAUACUGGUCAUUUGGAAUGGGUGAGAAUGGUAUCACCAAGCGAAGAUGGAAAAUGGAUUGUAACUAGUUCAAACGAUCAGACUGCACGUUUAUGGGAAGUACAAAGUGGUGAUUGUAAAAUGGAUUUUAGGGAUCAUGAUCAUGUAGUAGAAUGUGCAAUAUUUGCACCUCUUGUUGCAUAUCCUUUAAUAAGAGAAUUGAUAGGUGUAGAUAAAGAUCCCAAAGGAAACAAAGAUCAACCAAUUUCUGGUCAAUAUAUUGUAACUGGUUCAAGGGACAAAACAAUUAAACUAUGGGAUUCGACAGGUCAAUGCUUGAGAACUUUUGUGGGACAUGAUAAUUGGGUUCGUGGACUUGUAUUCCAUCCUAGUGGAAAAUUUCUUCUCAGUGCAUCAGAUGACAAGACUCUAAAGAUAUGGGAUGUUAAAACUGGUCGAUGUACCAAGACUUUAGAAGCCCAUGCACAUUUUGUUACAUGUAUCGCAUUUAAUAGUGGUACUCCUGUUGUUGCUACAGGGUCUGUGGAUCAGACUGUGAAGAUUUGGGCACCGUAUAGAUAUAACAACUGA